Messenger RNA from Neltuma alba, 1335 nucleotides. Its product is annotated as N-acetylglucosaminyl-phosphatidylinositol biosynthetic protein gpi1-like. Gene Ontology annotation, cellular component: membrane. The record is from RefSeq and is a predicted model, not a curated record. Lineage: Eukaryota; Viridiplantae; Streptophyta; Magnoliopsida; Fabales; Fabaceae. Gene Ontology annotation, biological process: GPI anchor biosynthetic process.
AUGUGGUCAACUUUGGUUGUUGAUGUUCUCCUGGGAAACGAUGGCUGGCCACUGCUAUAUCAUGCAGAACCCAUUUGUUUGUCAGUUUUGACAUUUGUCCAUGACAUUGCAAACCCUUUUUUGCGUUCAGGGUGUGUUUGGUUAAUGGGAAACCCUGCAGGUUUCAAGUUGAAUUCUGAGCUGGCUGGAGUAUUAGGCAUGGUUUCUCUGAAUGCAAUACAGAUAUGGUCAACACUCUGGAUUUGUGGUUUUGUCUUAAAUUAUAUUGUUCAAGGACUUGCUAUUAUAGGGAUUCUUUGUGGGUUCACGCUACCUGCUGCCUUGAUUAUAGACAUGAUUGUGUUAGCAACUUCUCAUGUUUCAACUCUUUAUUGGUUGAUUUCACUUCUAUAUUCUUCACAAAUACAGGCAGUGACGGCCUUGUGGCGGCUUUUUAGGGGCCGGAAGCGGAACCCACUUCGUCAGAGGUUGGACAGCUUUGAUUACACUGUCAAACAACAUAUUAUUGGAUCCCUUCUAUUUACACCCCUCUUACUUCUGUUACCAACCACUUCUGUUUUCUAUAUUUUUAGUAUAGUGGGGACAAUGAUCAACCUCGUCUGUAUAUCAAUUGAAGUCACCAUAUCAGUAAUUCAUGCUACACCUUAUAUCAAGUUUUUUCUUCGGUUGGUGCGUCCAGGAAGAUUCCCUUCUGGAAUAUGGUUUGAAAUUUUAGGUUGUCAAAGUACUGGUAAUAAUUCUCCAAAGGUUGAUUUUGCUGAUGAACUGACUUCUUCCAAGGAAGAAUUGCUGCUAAAGGAUUUUAGUGGGCAAAAAUCUAGCAUUCUGGUUUCAGUUCUCCGAAGUAACUACAUGAGCACAGGAAAAGUUAUCUGUCCUCACUACAAAAAUAUUUUUUCGGGGUCUUCUGCGUCAUCCAUUUCCUUAAUAGCACAUGGAAUCCUCAUUGGUCGAAGAGUACCAUACAGACGGGGAACUCUUCUUCCUUCACCAAUGCCUUGGAUGUCCCUGCCCUACAAAGAGUAUUGGCGCCUUUGUCAUGAUUCACUUAUUGCAUGCUUCAGAGUAUAAUGGUCUCAUCUCGACGUCUGGUUCCACUUAACCAAAACUUGUUUUCUUCAUAUUAAGAGUGAUAUUCCCUGCGGCUUCUCAUGAAGGAUUAUUGAGCAUUCUUUAAAUUGGUUCCUCCCUGAUUGGACCAGGGAGGCAUUUCAACGCUCAGGCGUGCAGCCGUGGUAUAUGUGUUCACUAUUCAGCAAUUGUUUACUUUUCCUGUUACUAAGAAAAUGAAUUUGCUUUUCAGGCUAAAAUGGAAUGAAUUUUCCUUUCCUACUA